This is a messenger RNA of Anopheles marshallii, 831 nucleotides long. Its product is annotated as paxillin-like. The record is from RefSeq and is a predicted model, not a curated record. Bases 1 to 831 code for a protein of 276 amino acids. The transcript has 7 exons. NCBI's taxonomy places the organism in Eukaryota, Metazoa, Arthropoda, Insecta, Diptera, Culicidae.
AUGGAAGAAAUAACGUACGAAAGUGUGGAGGAAAACUGUCAAGAUUUUCUCGACGCACUACUUGCCGACCUUCAGAACACGGUUCCCGGCCACAAUCAGCAGCAGCAUGGCGGUGGUGGUGGUGGUGGAGGUGGUUCAUCUGUUCCCGGAUAUGGUAGUCUGAAUGGGGUCCGGAACAAGCAACAGACCAGUCCCAUUCCGCAAACAUAUCAAAACACAUCAUCAAAAACGGUGAAUGAAACGCGGGCCACAAACGGUUACAAUGGUUCGCUACCUAGGUCGACGACACCGCACAACUCCUUGCCACGAUCAAGCACACCGCAGAAGUUGCAAACCUCCGCUUCCGGCAACCUUUCCGAACUGGACUCACUGCUGCAAGAUUUGAGCAGCGCUCGAUACGGCAAUGUCGUCGAAAAACAACCCAACAACGCCAUCGUCACUAGUCCAUCUCCGUAUGCCAUUAAUGAUAGCAUUAAGCGACCAUCGGUAGACAGCUUGCUGGAGGAGCUGAGCAAUGCGCACUCAAACCCGAUCUAUGCGGUUCCCCACGGGAAUCAAAAUGCAAACCAACCGGGUCGGCAAGUCACGAUAACGGUUCGUGAAACGACCACAGAAAAACUUACCGGUACUCCAAGUGCUCAGUAUCAAAAUCAGUUGUACCAACAACAGCUGGCCCAGAACGAAUCGCACACUUCGUCGGCCACGAAGGAAUUGGAUGAUUUGAUGGCGUCACUGUCGGAUUUCAAGUUUGUAAAUCUGUCUGUUAAAGCAGCGGCGGAGCACAACUCUCCGGCAGCCAGUGUGCUACGGAGCGUCGGCUACCGGGUUUAA